Messenger RNA from Ambispora leptoticha, 450 nucleotides. The record is from the annotation of a GenBank genome assembly. Lineage: Eukaryota; Fungi; Glomeromycota; Glomeromycetes; Archaeosporales; Ambisporaceae.
AGGAGGCCAACAUAUACUCUAAGAAACUCUGGGUCCUAUCUCAGAACAUGUCUAAGGCAUAUGACUCUGUCCAUAUUCCACUACUCAAAAAAGCAUUAGCUAGGAUCAAAUUACCAAAGGCAAUCAUAAACUUAAUCACAGACAUAUUCACUAAUAAACACAAUAUAGUAAUAACCAAUCAUGGUACUAAAGAGCCAUACCCAAACCCAAAAGACAGAAUCAAUCAUCCUGUUUUGGCUUACAUGGAAGACAUGACAUGGAUUGCAUCAUCAAAACAACAACUAGAAAAAAUCCUCACUAUAGCCACAACCUUUUACAGCUUCACUAAUAUACGAGUAAACACAAACAAGUCUGUAUUAGCUAUACUUAACCAUACUGACCCACCCAGUAUUACUUUUAACAACAUCACUAUAGAAAGUAUAAAACCCAAACAAGCAUUCAGAUUCCUAG